This is a messenger RNA of Leptonychotes weddellii (Weddell seal), 282 nucleotides long. Lineage: Eukaryota; Metazoa; Chordata; Mammalia; Carnivora; Phocidae. The record is from RefSeq and is a predicted model, not a curated record.
AUGGUGGAGGGCAGGCGCCGGGUCUUGGCCAUCUCAGAUGGGAUCGAGCACAUUGGGAACCUCCGCUGGGAGCUGGCCUUGUGUCUCCUGGCAGCCUGGACCAUCUGCUACUUCUGCAUCUGGAAGGGGACCAAGUCCACAGGAAAGGUUGUGUACGUCACUGCAACAUUUCCGUAUGUCAUGCUUCUGAUCCUCCUGAUCCGAGGGGUCACGUUGCCCGGGGCCUCUGAAGGCAUCAAGUUCUACUUGUACCCCGACCUCUCCCGGCUCUCCGACCCACAG